Molecule: messenger RNA, 1357 nt
Organism: Coniophora puteana RWD-64-598 SS2
Lineage: Eukaryota; Fungi; Basidiomycota; Agaricomycetes; Boletales; Coniophoraceae
Product: cytochrome P450
Exons: 11
Coding region: 1-1308 (435 amino acids)
Molecular function (GO): iron ion binding; oxidoreductase activity, acting on paired donors, with incorporation or reduction of molecular oxygen; monooxygenase activity
Source: RefSeq, a predicted model, not a curated record
AUGCAUUCAGUCGUCUCGCUCUCUGCUGCAGUCGUAGCGACACUUGUGAUUGUCACCCUUCGAGCACGACGAAAGUCGCGCGAGGCGGGUUUCCCGCAGGGACCGGCGCCUCUUCCGGUCAUCGGGAAUGCACUUGAAAUCGACGCCUCGCGCCCCUGGUUAACCUUUACCAAAUGGCAGGCUACCUAUGGUGAUCUUGUAUAUUGUAACGUGUUCGGGCAGGACGUGGUAGUGGUUAACUCCGAGAAAGUCGCGGAAGACUUGAUGGACAAGCGGUCUCGCAACUACUCUGGUCGGAUGGACAUGUCUAGCAUUCUAGAUCCAUUCUCUGGUGCCAUCAUCCUGGGUGCCGUCUUCGAUCAUGAGAUCGACGGAGACCCAGAAAACGACGCCAUGCUUCAAACCGUGGUAAAAGGAACUGACUACGCUGUUCGGAUCGCGUCUCCAGAUUGGAUUGCACUCACGACUAUCUUGCCGUUCUGCAAAUACAUUCCAACAUGGUUGCCUGGGGGCGCUCUCAAUGCGCCAAAUGGCAAGCGGAUCAUGAACGAAAUGCUUGACAUACCAUUUGACAUUACCGAGAAGAGGGUGGACGCGGGAGAAAUAGGCCACUGCGUGGUACUUGACGCUUUUGAGAGAUUCAGAGGUACAACCAAGGUCUCAGACUUCGAGAACAUUAUGAAGCACGCUUGUGGAACAGCUUACGCCGCUGGAGAAGAAACGACAGGCUCAAGCCUGAUCGUUUUCACGCUGGCUAUGGUCCUACAUCCACAUGUUCAGAAACGUGCUCAGGAGGAGAUCGAAUCCGUUGUAGGGUCGGACCGUCUUCCCGACUUCAAUGACAGACCGUCUUUACCUUAUGUCGAGGCCAUAUUUCGUGAAACGGCCAGGUGGAGGCCUAUUGUACCCUUAGCUAUACCUCAUUCAGCGACAGACGAAGACAUGUAUGAUGGAUACGUUAUACCCAAAGGAGCGGUUAUUGUACCCAACGUAUGGGCCAUGUCUCGCAAUGAAGAGAAGUACCCUUUCCCAGAGACUUUCAACCCCGAGCGUUUCCUCGAUGCAAAUGGCAAUCUCGCCGAAGAGAUGCCCAACUUCGUAUUUGGGUUUGGACGUCGUAUCUGCCCCGGGCGUCACUUGGCAAAAAACUCGGUAUGGAUCGCAAUGGCUCAAAUUCUAGCGUUUUUUUCGAUCGAGAAGGCAAAGGAUGCCUUUGGCCAGCCUGUUGAGCCAAAUCCUCAGUGGACUCAGGGCGUAACUUCGUAUCCCAAAGAUUUCCCGUGCGCUUUUGUCUCUAGGAGAGCAUAAAUGUACAAGAUACUUGGAGCGCACCUCGCGGCCUCGUAACAGUAGUAUA